AUGGUUCAUGAAGAUGGACGUGGACCAUCUCAAGCGGCGGGUUUGAUAGAAAAAAUUGAGAGCUUUAAAUUUGCUUUCAUUUUGAAGUUAAUGUUAAAGUUGUUUGGUAUCACAAACGAGCUUUCAAAAAUCUUGCAAAGAAAAGAUCUUAAUAUUGUGCUUGCCAUGGAAUUAAUUAAUGUCGUCAAAGAUCGGUUGGCCACAUUGAGAAAUAGCGAUUGGGAUAAUUUAUUUGUUGAUGUACAAGAAUUUUGUGUUGCUAAAGGUAUUCCAGUGCCAAAUAUGGAUGAAGAAAUACCGGUUCGGGGUCGUUCAAGACUAGAAGGGAGGACUGUCACUAAUCUUCACCAUUACCGGGCCGAGAUUUUCUAUGUUGCUAUUGACAAAAUAUGUGUUGAGAGGGAUCAUCGCUUUAGUGAAGGAAGUAACAUUGUGCUUGGUUGCUUCUCAUGUCUUGACCCCAAGAACUCUUUCUUCAAGUUUAAUGUUGAUAAGCUUGCUCGUCUUGCUGAUAUUUAUCAUGCAGACUUCUCUGUGAUGACCGUGGAACAAUAA
Medicago truncatula (barrel medic) is the source of this 555-nucleotide messenger RNA. RefSeq lists its product as uncharacterized. Bases 1 to 555 code for a protein of 184 amino acids. The record is from RefSeq and is a predicted model, not a curated record. The transcript has a single exon. Lineage: Eukaryota; Viridiplantae; Streptophyta; Magnoliopsida; Fabales; Fabaceae.